CCACCAUUGAGACGCCGUUCCAGUCGUGCAGGCCCAAGUCCUUGCAGCGUCGCAUACAAACCGAGAAAACAAUGAGCGCCCCAGGCCCGCCUGCAAACCAUGCGGAAGCGGUCAAUCGCAACCCGCAACUGGCGCCCGCACCCGCGCCGGCGCAACCCAACCUCUCCACCACCUCGACACUCCCGCCCUCCACGCAGACCUCCCUCUCCCCAGCGCCUUCGAGCUGGUCCUCGCAAUCGCCGAUGAUUUCUCAUGGACCGACUUCCGCUUCGUUUCCCCAGUACUCUGCGACUACCGCUGAGAUCCUGCAUCGCAUACGGUCGGGCGUGUCGGGGAGUGCGGUGGGGACACCAGCAUUCGAGGCGAAGAAGGCGGAGAUCAUGCAGAAUUAUUUGACGAGCGAUAAACUUCCGACGCCUACUCCAAUUGCAAAUCCCGCGCGGAGGGGAAGAGGUGGUAGAACGUCCACCCCAAGUCAGUCAAAGACGGAAACGGGAGCUUCACCUGCGCCUGGUGGGACCCCCGCGGCGACACGGGGAUCGGGAAGGGGGCGCGGAAGGGGUCGUUCCCGGGGCGGUGGAAGAGGUGGGAAGCGCAAGCGGUCAGAGACGUCUGAUAGCGAUGACGACUCUGAUAUUUCAUCUUCAUACACACCACUUCCAACGCGGACAAAAUCUGGUCGCAGCGUGAAUAAGCCCGUGUCCUUCGUACCCACGUUACCCGAACCAUCACAAGGAGUGAAGCGGCGGAAAUCCGCCAAAGCCAUCCUCGCGGCCCAGUGCACAGUAUGCCACCGGGGCAGUGACCCAAGCAACAACAGGAUAGUAUUCUGUGACUCUUGCAGUAACCCCUACCACCAAUACUGUCACGAUCCGCCAAUUGACAACGAGGUGGUGGAUGUGCUUGAGAAGGAGUGGCUAUGCGGGCCCUGUGAGAGGUCAAAACAGAAUGUCGUCGAAGGCACACAGGGCUUAACACCCGGUACCGGCCUAUCCAUAGACGAAAAACGAGCCUAUCUCUCAACCCUCCCUCAAGACCGCCUCGUCUCUCUCCUCUUACACGCCACAGUCCGGCAUCCCGAACUCCCCCUCUUCCCGCCCAACGUCGAGGAUCUGAUUCCAGAGACUCCGACCACCUCCGCAGUAAAUCACUCUCCCUCCGUCCCCGCCCCCGCUCCUCCGUCCCAACCCCCUAAACCUCCCGCAAAGACGGCUCCACCUAACGGUUCUUCCUCAGCCACGCAUGUCCAGCUGCGGAUUCAGCAGCUAGGCCGCGAGCCGUCCGAUUCGGAUCCCGCGGAGGCGCAGUUGCUGGGCGAAAUGACAUUUUCCAAUGGCCAACCUUCGUCGAACAAGAGGCAACCACCACAAUCAUCAACAUCAGCUACCAACGGUGUUAUCGCCAACACCAUAAAGGAGUCUCAGCUUCAGCCUCAGCCUCCUCAGCAGCAACAACAACAGCCCUCAGAAAAAGCGCAAGACGCCGUCGAUGGCGAGUACGAAGAAGACGACGAUGGCUACGACACGGAUCCGCCGGCGCAUUACCCCAAGCCGGGCCAAGGGUUGGCGAGGAAUCUGCCGCCUGAGAGCGAGGAUUUGCGGUGGUUGGUCGACGACAAUUUUGAGGUGUUUAGUCAUAGUUGGGGUGGUGCGGGUGCAGGUGGAGAUGGUAGUGGUGGAGGAGGUGCCGGGGGAGGAGGAGGGCAUUGAGGGGGAGGGUUGCGGAGGUUGGGGGAGAGAGUUAGGAUGCUCGUGUGAGGUGGUUAGUGGUAGGAGAAGGAAUGACACGCGUGUGUGUUAGGCGUACAGGUGUGCAUAAGAUGGGAUUCAGCGUUACCACGCUUUUGAUGGGUGAGGAUAACGAAUUGUAUUAUGAGGUUGAUAGGAACUCUAAGGCGGGAAUUGGCCGUUUUGGUAGCGUGGGCGACCAAAAUGUGAAGCCUUCAGCCAUCUGCGUCUAUGAUAGUUGAACGAUGGGUCGCUGACAUGGAGA
Westerdykella ornata is the source of this 1992-nucleotide messenger RNA. RefSeq lists its product as uncharacterized. Lineage: Eukaryota; Fungi; Ascomycota; Dothideomycetes; Pleosporales; Sporormiaceae. The transcript is spliced from 3 exons. Bases 72 to 1709 code for a protein of 545 amino acids. Gene Ontology annotation, molecular function: chromatin binding; DNA binding. Gene Ontology annotation, cellular component: nucleus. The record is from RefSeq and is a predicted model, not a curated record. Gene Ontology annotation, biological process: chromatin organization; regulation of DNA-templated transcription.